Messenger RNA from Exophiala oligosperma, 1163 nucleotides. RefSeq lists its product as uncharacterized. NCBI's taxonomy places the organism in Eukaryota, Fungi, Ascomycota, Eurotiomycetes, Chaetothyriales, Herpotrichiellaceae. Gene Ontology annotation, molecular function: oxidoreductase activity, acting on NAD(P)H, oxygen as acceptor. The transcript has 2 exons. Gene Ontology annotation, cellular component: intracellular anatomical structure. The coding region runs from base 143 to 967 and encodes 274 amino acids. The record is from RefSeq and is a predicted model, not a curated record.
GAUGUACUGAAACCAUCUGGAUAGGGCAAAAAGAGAGAGGGAAAUUGGAAUUUGUGUGUGCCGAUUACUACUCGAAUCUCUUUUCUCGUGCCCGAAACUAAGGAUACUACUACUGUUACCCUCUUGCCCUCUAGUUCGAAAGAUGGCACCGCCGCUGGAAAACGUCCGACCAACAUUUGAACUACAGAAUCGCAACUAUGUCAUCACAGGAGGUGCUCAAGGCAUCGGGUUCGCUGCUGCACGAGCCAUAUGUGAGAUGGGCGGCAACGUAGCCAUUCUGGACGUGCAAAACAAGCCCGUGGACGAAUUCGAUUCUUUGUCGACCAAGUUUGGAGCAAAGACGUAUUACAUCCAGACAGAUGUGACCGACCAAAAGAGCUUGAACGCCGCGUUUGCGAUGGCCGUCGAGAAGUUGGGAAGCAUAGACGGUCUUGUCCCAGCGGCAGGAAUCGCCAUUGAUAAACCAUUUGUCGACCAGACGUGGGAGGAGUUUACUCGAAUUCAAGAUAUCAACUGUCGAGGUCUAUUCUUCAGUUGCCAACUUGCAGCAAAACAAAUGAUCAAGCAAGGCACCGGUGGUAGCAUGGUCCUCUUGGCUUCACAGACGGCACACGUUGCCAUCCCAGGACAUCGCAUGGCUGCGUACAACAUGUCCAAGGGCGGUGUCUUUAUGUUGUCGAAAGCCCUCGGUGUCGAGCUGGCACCGCACAAGAUUCGGGUCAACACCAUAUCUCCUGGCUUUGUCGAUUCAGAAAUGUUGCAGAGAGUCAAGGCGGCAAAGGGUCCUCAGGAAGCUGAACAGCUGGAGAUAUCGCCACCUCUGAAGAGACUGAGUAACCAGAACGAUCUGACUGGGGCCAUUAUCUAUCUUUUGAGUGAGGCGUCUAGGUUUACGACUUCUGCGGAUAUACCUAUUACAGGCGGAUUGCAUGCUGGGACGAUUGACGGGUUGAUAUACUACAUGUAGUACGAUUGAAGCCAACGAUUUGGAAACAAAGAAUCCUGGGGAAUAAAGUCCCUGUCGUACCACCAGAGUAUCAUCAUAAAGGAGGGUGGAAAAGCACGAUUCGAUAUGUGAAUCUUAUUUUGAGCUUCUAGCAUCCGAUACGGGGGUUGGUUUGAAAGGGGUAACUGCAAUUCGACUAAACAAAUCUCAAUUUUAC